CACGUAAUACGUAAUUACGUUGAAAAAGGUCACGCUUGACGUAGGCGGAAGUACCGAGUCAGUGUUUACAAACGUGGAGAAGGAGGACCGUUCAAAAGUUGUUGAAUGUUCAAUGACACAUAUUCAAAUUUCUUUGUGUCAGUUUAUUGUUUAAAAUGGUAAUUUCGUGUGCGUAUCCUGGAUGUUUUAAUAUUAAAAAACCUAAAAGAAAAUUUUCGCCAGAAAAGAAAAUUUUGACUUUUCAUAGAUUUCCCAUACACAAUCCUGAGCGAUUGAAGCUGUGGUUGCUCGCGCUGCACUUGGAUAUCAACACACCCGAACAUACUCUGAUAUUUAAGAGAGUGUGCAGUGAUCAUUUUUUCGACCAUGAUUUCAAACCCUCCCAGCAAAGGAAAUCGCCGUUUUCUGAACGCGUCGGCUGUGCCCAAUACGUUUUUACAGCAAACAGAGGUAUGUAUAUUUUUUUUUACUAUAUUAGAUGCAUUAACGUUUUUUUCUCGUCAAUGUCAAAAGACAAUGACGCUGAGCUGGAGGAGGUCCAGGGAGCAGGAGUGUUUUUGGCUAAUGUUCCACAGUCAACACCAGCAAAGCAUCAGGACUCUGGUCCAGGAACUACCACGAGACAGUUUGCAGAUGCUAAGUCUAAACUUUGUUUAGUGCUCACAAGUCCUGAAAGUGUUGGAAAGAGGACAAAACCCUCAACAUCUGGGACAUAUUAUGCCCUCCCUGCAAUACACUCCCACCAGUCUCCUCCUGUGUAUAAUCAACCAGAACAGACAGAAGAGCAAUUUGAAGAAAGUUUGGAGCUUGAUGUUAGCAUGCUUUCCAUAGAUCCUCCAUCGGACAAGAAAGAUCUUAGUUUUCAGCCACUGAGUUCAACCUCAACGUCUGCCCCAAGCACAGAAGAUGAGGAAUGUGAAAUGCAUUGGAAACAGAUUAAAUGGAUUGUCAAUGAGCCCAAUGUCAUGGAGCUUUUCAAAAGAUGUCAAGAAUGUGGAUCAGUAAUAACAAAGACCAGAAAAGCAACUGUGGGAAGUGUUCUCCGUGUUCACUGGGAAUGUGAAAAAAACCACAAGGGAAAGUGGAGUUCAUGCACUGAUGUUAGGGGAAUGCCCGCUAAUAAUCUUCUUGUUUCUUUGUUAAUGAAGAAUAUCAAGAACAACAGAAAGCAGCAAUUAAUGACUUACAUUUGCAAACUGAACUCCGUAAUCCAGUUCAUUUGUCUGGAGAUGCCCUGA
Molecule: messenger RNA, 1238 nt
Organism: Sinocyclocheilus grahami
Lineage: Eukaryota; Metazoa; Chordata; Actinopteri; Cypriniformes; Cyprinidae
Exons: 5
Coding region: 156-1238 (360 amino acids)
Source: RefSeq, a predicted model, not a curated record